Struthio camelus australis is the source of this 1494-nucleotide messenger RNA. Lineage: Eukaryota; Metazoa; Chordata; Aves; Struthioniformes; Struthionidae. The record is from RefSeq and is a predicted model, not a curated record.
AUGGGGUCAGGAGCAAAGACCAGUACCAUGACAAUGUGGGGGGACUCAGAUCGCCUCCCUCCUCCGCAAAAGUCCAAAAAGCCAAGGUGGCCAUUUGCCAAAAGAGGAAUUAGUAAGGACAAACAGAAGCAAGCAUCUGAUCUGGAAAACUGUCUUUCAACUGUUAAGAUCAUAGAUUUCAUCACAUAUGAAUUUUGCCAUUUUAAGAAUAAAUCUUGGCAUGAAUUUAUAAAGGCUCAGGAGAUUGAGCAGAAAGAUGCCGACAGCAGAUUAGAAGUAAAGAAAGAAGCCGCCGUGUGGGAACUGUUCACAAGUGAAUGCACUUACUUUCUGGAUCAUUUGCUGGUUCUCAAGAUGAUAUUUAUGAACACGCUAAAAUACCUGCAGAGUAAUGAAUUUCUGUUGGAUGUGGAUUUGUGGAGACUUUUCGCAAACUUAGAGGAGUUAAACAAGAUGAGUCUCAGUUUUGUAAGCAGUUUUUUUGAAAUUGUGAAGGAGUGUGUCAACAGCUCAGAAUCGUCUAUGGAUUUCAUCUCCAUACUCAGAAAGUAUUUUCAGGGUGACCUCUGUCAGACACAUCAGAUUUAUUGCCUUAAUUACUCCUCUGCUGUCUUCUACUUGGAGAACCUGAGACAAAGAGAAGAUUUUGGAAUCUACCUGAAAUGGUGUGAGCAGAACAAACAUUGCAAAAGACUACAUCUGCCAGAGCUGCUGGUCGCUCCUCUACAUCGACUGACCCGCUAUCCCCUCCUCCUUAACAACAUCUGGCAGAGGUGCACAGAUGAAACAGAAAAAGGCUUUAUUUGGUCGGUUAAAGAAAAGGUGGAAAAGUCCGUACGGGAUCUGGAAGGUAAAGUCAAAUGGCUGGACAACUUUCAGAAGUUCAGGCAGCUGCAUGAGGUCAUACUUUGGCCUCAAGUCUGGGAUCGUGACAAGAGAUUCUUUGUUCCAGAGUGCUUGAAACAAAGCUUAAGAGAAAACAGCAGGGAAAACAUUUUGUCUUCAAUGAACAGGCUUCUUCUUCAUGAAGGAAGGUUAACGCUAGCAGAAAGUACAAGACUCCUUGAUGUCUACCUCUUCCUAUUUGAUGAUUUCCUAUUAAUUACCAAAAUUAAACGUAACAAAAAGAAACAUGGGGGCUCCGACACAGGCUUAAUCCCUGUUUGUCCUUCCCUCGCUCCGGAGCUGCAGUCACUCAUAAGGGAAGGCGGGUUUUGUACAGUCCUAGACCAGCCCAUCCCGUUAGACAGACUGAUACUGAGAACCGUCGAUCCCUUCCACGUAACAGUCUUCAGCCUGCGAAAUGCUUUCCUAAUACAGCAUGAAAAUCGGUAUCAGCAGUGCAUAGCAGUCUUCUUGCUACAAGCACAAACAGAGACUGCCAAGAAAACAUGGAUGUCUCAGAUAGAAACUGCAAUCUCCAAUUACACUAAGCAACAUGAAACCAAGAAAAGAACUGUUUUCUGCUUCCCAGCUGAAUCCUCUGAAAUUUAA